UGUGGUCUGACACUUCAGUUGCUAGGGCGCGCGCUCCAUAGCAACCGAGUCCCGGGAAGUAAAGUUGAGAUUUUCGCGUUUUUUAGUUUUUUAAUCGAAGUUAAUUACAGAAGAUGACGUCACUCGCCCACGUCCUGAGACCGGAAACAGAAACGUCCCCCUGAAUUUAAGAUGCCGGCCGCACGAGUCCUCAAACCAAAACCUGUGGAGGCUUCAGGUAAAACCCUGGAGAGGAGCAGACCGGUGAAGGUGAGCGCGGUGACCGGGGCGCGCGCGGAGCUGCAGCCGCCCGCGGUGCGUAAAAGCCGCGCGUCGAGCUGCCCGCGGUGUCCGCCGCCGCGCGGCAGGUGUGAGCGGGGCACCGGGGCGCAGCGCACCGCCCUCAGAGCCAGCUGCGAGAGGAGAACCAGGUCCAGCUCCACCGCUCCCAAAACCACCAAAACCACCAAAACCACCACCAGCAACUGGCCCAGAACCAACCCGGCCUGCCGGACGGCCGUGACACACGCUGCUGUUGGUCCAAAGUGCCGCGAGACGAGCGCCGAACCGGGUCAGAGGGACCAGAGGAGCGUCAGAACCGAGACCAAGCACACGAGUCACAGUCACAAAGCGUUCACCGUCAUCCCCCCGAACCCCAAGAAAAGACGAGAGAUCCAGAGAAAGGCGGAGGCGGAGCUCGCCGCUUUAGAGGAGCUUCGACUGAGCAGAGCGAUGGCGUACGUCUCCAUUAACCCCAGCACUGUUGGUGGCUGUAUGAGUCUGGAGGAAGUUCGGUCGAAGCAGCAGCAGGAAAUGAUGCAGGCGAAGAGGAAACAGAAACCGAUGAAGACGCAGCUGUUGGAACAAACAUCCGUCCUCUGAAGACGAGCGCCGUCUCUCGUCCCGUCUCGGCCGGCAGCUCGACUCUCCUCCCUGCAGCUGCUGAACUCUCAGCGUUCACACUGGAUUCAGCUCUACGGAAGCCCGGAGGGACAAAUGAAGACAUGCCUGUUUAUGGUGAUCCAUCUUAUAAAUCUGAUCUAAGUUACAUUCGCUCUCGUGUUCCUUCAGUUUAUGUUUUCCAUCUGUGAAAACACACAAAAGGGAAAAUAAUUCUGGGGAUGUUUUGUCAUUACCGUCUGUUUUGGCACAGGAAACAAAAUAACACCAACAUUACUGAAUAUGUUGUGAAAAAUGAUCCUGGCAGAACUUUCUAAUCCAGCUGAUCUCAGAUCGUAAACACAGGAGAGAAGAUGAUUUCAACAUUUCUUUGAUUGUCCCUCCGGGCUUCCAUACAACUCACAUGUUUAGAUACAAAACUUCACUCAGCUCUGCACGUCAUGUUUUGUAUGUAGUCGUUUAGUUUGUCACUUGUUGUGUGUGUUUUUUUGUGUGUAUAUAUUCUGACACUUUAAAGGUUCAGUUCACCCAAAUCACAACCAACACCUGUUCACUCUGACCACUGAGAGGAUCCACAUGGUGAUUCUUCACAAGCUGACGACACGAAAGCUUUUUUAAAUUCAUCUUUGGAUGAUAAUAGAUCUAAAAAGUGCUGAAAAUUGAUUCAUAAACUCUUAACGAGGCCUGUUCUCACUUCUCAUCAAGCCUUAUCAGAACGAUGGUCCCACAUCCCGCUUCAAGAAUCAUUUCAAGACUGAAUUCACAACUUUUUUGUGAAUGUUUUGAGAUGUUUGUCUUUAAGAUGCACCUUUCUGCUGCCACCCCGAUGCAACUGAGUUAUCAAGUAUGAAACGAGCCACAGUUUUCUUUUUUGUUCUGUAUUUUGUUGUUUGUUGGGACAAUAAAACGUUUGAUUCAUGCCAGAA
Acanthopagrus latus (yellowfin seabream) is the source of this 1805-nucleotide messenger RNA. RefSeq lists its product as uncharacterized. The transcript has 5 exons. Bases 172 to 861 code for a protein of 229 amino acids. The record is from RefSeq and is a predicted model, not a curated record. NCBI's taxonomy places the organism in Eukaryota, Metazoa, Chordata, Actinopteri, Spariformes, Sparidae.